Messenger RNA from Laetiporus sulphureus 93-53, 2036 nucleotides. Its product is annotated as tripeptidyl peptidase A. The coding region runs from base 29 to 1867 and encodes 612 amino acids. Gene Ontology annotation, biological process: proteolysis. NCBI's taxonomy places the organism in Eukaryota, Fungi, Basidiomycota, Agaricomycetes, Polyporales, Laetiporaceae. Gene Ontology annotation, molecular function: tripeptidyl-peptidase activity; serine-type endopeptidase activity. The transcript is spliced from 13 exons. The record is from RefSeq and is a predicted model, not a curated record.
AGCUGGGCGUAUCGCUGCGCUGUCCAGAAUGAGGUCUCUCGCCCUGUCCGCCUGGCUUACCCUGGUCGCGAGCACCGUCGUCUCCGCCGCCCCGGCGAGGGAGUACGCGCACAAGGUGAAGGAGAGCGUCGGCCCCCCGCGGGGAUGGACGAGACUCAGGCCGGCACCCGCCGAUCACACGAUCAACCUGCGCAUCGGGCUGCCGCAGCCCAACUUUCACUUGCUCGAACAGCACCUGUACGAGGUUAGCGAUCCGUUCCAUGAGCGGUAUGGGGCACACCUGUCGAAGGAGGAAGUGGAGGAGCUGAUUGCGCCGCAUGAGGAGAGCCUUGACUUGGUCGACGAAUGGCUCGCUACUUAUGGGAUUGGGGAGGAGGCGGUAUCGCGCUCGCCGGCGAGGGAUUGGGUCAGGGUGAAGGUGCCCGUCUCUUUGGCGGAGGAGAUGCUUCAAACUGAAUACUAUGUCUGGCUGCACGAGUCUGGGGACGCAGCUGUCCGCACGACUUCCUACAGCCUCCCAGAACACCUGCUCGAGCAUGUCGACGUGGUCCAGCCCACGACGAUGUUCGCUCGCAUGAAGGGCAUGGCGGCGACAUACAGGUGGGCUGACGAGGAGCGUCCGACUAUCGACCUCAGCGGAUCGUUCAUUCAAAUCCCCUCUGCGUACAACGGGGAAGUCAACGCCAGCUGCAACGGAUCCAUCACGCCUUCCUGCCUGAAGCAACUGUACAACUUCGUGGCAUACACGCCUGAGGCGACGGAUGAAAACCAGAUCGCGGUCACGGGGUAUCUCGAGCAGUACGCCAACUUUGACGACUUCAACUCGUUCAACGCAAAGUUCGUUCCUCAAGCGGCCAAUUCCACUUUUGACGUAAUUUACCUCAACGGCGGAGAGAACAACCAAAGUUUCGCUGCGGCUGGAAUCGAGGCAAACCUUGACACGCAAUACGCGUUUGGCCUGACAUACCCGACGCCUCGUACUUUCUACUCUACCGGCGGAAGUCCACCUUACAUUCCUGACGAGCUCACUAUUGAGGAUACCAACGAGCCCUAUGCUGACUGGCUCGAGUACAUCCUGAACGUGACUGAUCUGCCGCAGACCAUCUCGACGAGUUACGGAGAUAACGAGCAGACAGUGCCUGAGAGCUAUGCAAAGCGCGUCUGUGCAGGUUUUGCUCAGCUCGGUGCUCGCGGCGUCUCCUUGACUUUCAGCUCCGGUGACUACGGCGUCGGCGAUGGCGACUCCGACCCGGCUACACAGAAGUGCUACACCAACAACGGCCUGAACGAGACAACGUUUUUACCGGCCUUCCCUGCGAGUUGCCCAUAUGUGACCACGGUGGGUGCGACUUGGUACCUGCCCGAGAGAGGCUACUAUAUCUCGGGAGGCGGCUUCAGCAACUACUUUGCGCGUCCCGUGUGGCAAGACUAUGCUGUCGAAAGCUACCUCGAGAAACUUGCGCCUGGAACGUACGCAGGACUGUAUAACGCAUCCGGCCGUGCCUACCCUGACGUUUCCGCGCAAGGCCAAUGGUUCAACCUCUACGUCGGAGGCGUGGAAGGAACCAUCGGAGGAACAUCCGCUGCAUCCCCGACCUUCGCUUCCGUCGUCUCCAUGCUGAACGACGCGCGCAUCGCGAACGGCCUGUCGCCUCUGGGCUUCUUGAACCCGUACAUCUACGCGAUCGGCGCGUUUGCGCCGAAGGCCUUCAACGACAUCACCGUCGGGAACAACCCUGGUUGCGGUACGGAGGGCUUCAACGCUACCGUUGGGUGGGACCCGAUGACGGGCUUCGGCACUCCUGACUUUGAGAGACUGAAGGCGAUUGCUCUUGGGAACUUUACGGAGAUUUUGAGCUUUGCAUAACUGGAUCAAUGGACAUGUAUGGACUGUUGCUAGAUAUUCAUGUGUAAUGCCAGCGUGCACGGUUCGAGCCGUAGGCCGUAUAAUAUGUACGAACGCGUGUACGCACCAGCGUGAGCAAUCAGUGAGAUGCGGACUGCUGCGUUGGAAGAAUGUAAUCCAAUAUGUCCUG